GUGCCAAGUGCCAGGGGCUUGGGGAAAAAAUGAAAUAACAAUCGUUCUCUCCACAGGACGGGCCCAGUCGUUGGCCUCUUCACUUCCAAGCCACACUUUGACCCAGCGGGCAGCGGAGCGGUGGCUGGGUUGGGUGUAAUGAAAACUUAACUUAAACUUCCACCCCUGCUGUUUUGGGUGGCCAUCGAGUCAGCCAUCAUGAUGCUGACAUGAGCGGGGACAGCUGCAGGGCCCUCGGGGGCGUAUAAAGGUGAGAAGGAUCCCUCAAAACUCAGCCCCCGCUGCUUGUGGGAACCUGGUGACUUAACACCUGGUUCUACACGGCUGUGACUCACGCUCAAGUUCACCUCGCUACAGCAGAGCACCCGCCCCGGCGAAGGGGGAUUCACGCCCAGCGUCCAUCAAGCGCGCCAGUUGUGUAGACACGGGAGCAUCAAUGCAUGGGCCUGGCCAUCCCAAACCCCUUGGGAAAGAAAGGGCAACGUGUCUGGAUUCAAGAUGGCCAACUCCAGCAGGAAACCGCCACUGAAUCUUUGAACGCUUUAUUGUCAUGGCCAUUUUGAAGGCAGAAUAUCUCGUGUCGGGGGCUCGCUGCCCAACUGGACAGCUUUCUGUUAGCACCCCAGAGGUACUAGUACUGCCUCUGCCUCUGGUGUCAGUUGCUCUUGGGUAAGGAUGUGAGACCUGCUAAUGAAGGAAAUCCCCAAUGCAGAGAUAGGAAGGAAAUUCACCAGCCCCUGACAGAUGCUACUUCUUGAUUUUGGAGGCUUCGCUCGCCUUGGAUUGCACGUAUAUCUCAGCGGCUGUCCUUCCUUCCAUACAGCAUCCCUUGCUGGGUGCUGCCUUCUUUUGCUGUCUGGACCAUGACUGAGGAAAUUAUCUACGCUGAUAUAAAUGUUCUAGAAGACACAUCCCACACCAGCCAACCCUCUGCCCCUAAGCACCACGAUCUCCAGGGAUUUUCACACUGGCGCGGGUUCGUUCUGUGGAUUGCUUUGGCUGGCAACGUGAUCCUGGCUACAGUGGUAAUUGCACUGGGCAUGCAGGUUUUCCAGGGCCGCUCCACGCAGACGGACACUGGCGCAGUCUCAUCGGUCCCCAAGAGCAGCAGUGUCGCUCAGAGAAACUCCCCCGGCACAGAAUGCAACAGGAGCCUGGAGGACUUGGUGUCUCGCCUGAAGCAGAGUCUGUGUCACUCAGCCCAGAGCCCCUCAGCAGACGGCUCCGGCUGUAAACUCUGCCCCAUGGACUGGCUGUCGAACAGGGGAAAGUGUUACUGGUUUUCCAAAGACAGCAAAACCUGGAAUGAGAGCCAUGCUGACUGCUCAGCGAAGAGCUCUCAAAAGCUAGUGAUCCAGGACUGGGAGGAGAUGGAGUUCAUACAGAACAUCACACAGGGUCUAUAUCAUGUCUGGCUUGGGCUCCAUGUUAUAUCUCCAGAGAAGAAGUGGACCUGGGUGGACAGCUCCAUGUUAGACCAAACUCUGUUCCCAGUAAUGGGUCCUGCUGACGUGAACAGCUGUGGGGUGAUAAAAGGGAAUCGGAUUCACUCUGAAACCUGCAGUGCUGAAUUCAAAUGGAUUUGCCAGAAAGAAGCCAUGCAGCUAUAAACAGUGGCAUUAGAGACACUCAUUCCUGUAACAGACCAGUACACUGCCUUGGGUUUCAGUCUUCGGGCCAGACUUCCAGGACUGGAUGUGCCUGCGGAGACAUGUACGUGCAUCCUCAAACCAGCUAUUUGUAUCUUCAGCUCAGGUAAAUGCGUGUGCAAAGCAGGCCCAAGGCGCAUCUCAUGGACAUAAACACUGCGACACUGACUCUGGUCCAGCAAGAACACCCCUCUUCCUCCCACUGUAUCCCCUUCCACCAUCAUUGAUUCCCUGGCUCCACCCCUUCCUCCUUCACCCCCACUGCCUCUUCUACUUUAUGCCUCUUACGCCCGGUACUUUAAUUCCCUUGUUCUCCACCUAGCUCAGUGGGAGGGACACUUUCACAUCCUUGUUCUCCUGGAUCUGGGCUCUCUGCCAUCUCAUCAACUCUCCUGGGUCUUCUCCUGCUUUUCUGACUAUCCUUCCUUCAGCAUCUCCUUGACAACCUUGAAACCUUUUCGACCCAAUGUUUUUCAAAUCAGGUGUUUCAUGAAAGCUGACAAUGGCUCUUGAACAGUUUCAGUUUCGACGAGUUGGCAUUUUCUGACAAAAAAAAAAAAAGAAUCAGAACAUUGCUAACCACAACUACACAUUUCUCAUAUUUUUGGGAAUUUUUAAUCAUUUGUGAUUUCUAACCACCUCUCUUCAUUUCCCAUUUUUAAUAAAUUAUCAUUUUAUAGAGUUUAUAAUCUUUCAUUUUCAGAAUAAGGAUAUUUUAAUGUUUUUGGCAGUUUAGUCACAUGGUGGAUUUUUAUUUAAUUUCAUAUUUUUUUAAAAAUUUGUUUACAAAAGGAAAGCAAUAAACAAAUGCUCAAGGGAAAAUUUGCUAAAAAUAGUGGUAAAAUUUUAAAAAGAAAUUUUAAAUGAAAA
Molecule: messenger RNA, 2519 nt
Organism: Dermochelys coriacea (leatherback sea turtle)
Lineage: Eukaryota; Metazoa; Chordata; Testudines; Dermochelyidae
Product: killer cell lectin-like receptor subfamily F member 1
Exons: 7
Coding region: 864-1610 (248 amino acids)
Source: RefSeq, a predicted model, not a curated record